Habropoda laboriosa is the source of this 1224-nucleotide messenger RNA. It is a transcript of the gene Pbp49, whose product is annotated as snRNA-activating protein complex subunit 3. Gene Ontology annotation, biological process: snRNA transcription by RNA polymerase II; snRNA transcription by RNA polymerase III. Lineage: Eukaryota; Metazoa; Arthropoda; Insecta; Hymenoptera; Apidae. Gene Ontology annotation, cellular component: snRNA-activating protein complex. The record is from RefSeq and is a predicted model, not a curated record. Gene Ontology annotation, molecular function: RNA polymerase II cis-regulatory region sequence-specific DNA binding; RNA polymerase III type 3 promoter sequence-specific DNA binding; bent DNA binding. The coding region runs from base 13 to 1185 and encodes 390 amino acids. The transcript has 5 exons.
UAAUAUAUUACGAUGGACGACGUAUAUAAAUUGUACAAUAAUAAUGCAUCGUCAAAGGUGCACAUAAAAGAAUAUUUCGAUAAUUAUCGAAAUCUGAUAGCGUCUUCUGAAUCUUUUAUACCCAUGAAAAAAGAAAACUCUAAUUUUUUGACACUAAUGGGAGUACAACUCGGAGAAGACGAGAUAUCUAUGUUAACACAUUAUUGCAGUAUUGACAGUUUAACAGUGGAAGGAGAAGCUCCAAAAAUACCUAACAACAGAAAAAUGAGAAAGAAAGACACGUUUGAUCCUCAGGAACCAGAGGAUGUAGAUUUACAGACUGUUAAAAAUUUAAAACAAAGAUUAAAACAGGAGACUAAACGACCUAGUUAUAAAUAUCAAAGUGAAUUAUUCAUAAAUGAUGAUAGAAAAGUAGAACCAAUUGAGGAAUGGGCUAUUCCUGGUCAAGAUAUUCUUGUUUAUGUCAGAAUUUAUCAUCCUUUUGCACAGCGUCCAAAGAAUGGACCAAAGAAAGAAUGUGGUUCAUUGCUUAGGCUAAAUAAUGUUCUAGCUAUAUUGGGUUCUCAAACACUUGCCCAUUUGAGAGACAAAAUAUCAUGUAUUGCUGAUCACAGUAUUUCUAAGGAAUGUAGUAACAAUUUGGAUAAUGCAAUAGGACCAAUGGCAAAAGAUGUUUAUAAAUCCGGAUUCUUUUUUAUUGAAGAUACUUUUUAUAAUGAUACCAGAUGUUCAACAAAUUUUGAUUACAGUAAAGUGAUUAUUGAUUGGGCACAGAGAAGGCCAAAAUUAGGACCUUUUAAAACUGCUCCAAUGGAAGAAUGCAGAAUAGAUUCUUUGAAUUUAAGAUUUGGUUUUCCAUGGGUAUAUAAACAUCAAGGUGGUUGUGAACACUUGGUUGUAUUUAGUAAUGCUAGGUUCGUCAAUUGUGACGAUGAGUUAGUUGAAUCUGCAUAUCCGAAAAUAGUCAGAAUAAGACCCACGGGUACUAAAUUUUGCAUGAUAUGUGGCGUAUAUACCGCUGACUGGAUUACGAUAGAACACGAGAGAAUACCGCAUAAUCCUUGUUAUUUUUGCCAUACUUGUUUUAUGUCUUACAAUUAUAUCGAUGGCAGAAAGAUCGGAAAUUUCGACGCGUACUCGUAUCCACGCAAUACUGCAGCCGUGGCAGGAAAAAUAGAUAUAUGAUUCUUUUGUAUAAAAAAGUAAAUUAUUUUAUUAAUGAUG